AUGGUUGGAAUAGAAAAGGCCCAGUACAGUUUUGAUGCUGUUAAGGGUGACAAACCACCUGUUUUGUGCCCCAGUCCCAAAAAUUGUGAAUUGGAAGGCCAUACUUGUAAAGAUUCGACAGUAGAGACGUGCGAAGAUGGCGAGUUCGACACCAGUUUUGAAUGUGAUGGAUAUUGGGCGAUACAAUGCUGUGUGUCAAACCGGCCCCCUACACAACCCCCGGUGCCAUCCACAACUGAGCCCACCACUCUUCCUGUAGUCUCACAGUCAGCAGGGUCUACGCUAUCACCUACGAACACCACACAACCAUUAUAUGGAGAUUGUGGUCGACGACAGGUAGAAAGCAGUCAGAUAACCAAUGGGAGAGAAGCAACACCACAUAGCUGGCCAUGGCAAGCUUCUCUACGUACGGCCAAUGGUGCUACACACAACUGUGGAGCUGUACUUAUUUCAGAUCGAUGGGUCCUAACCGCCGCACAUUGCAUCAACUCCAUAUAUGACAAUGUAGCUACAUACCGUGUGGUUCUUGGUACCCACUAUCAAUUUGACUACAAUGCAAACGAGUAUUCUGCUCAUCUUGAGCAAAUGAUUCCACACCAUCUCUAUGAUCAAGAGGGCCCAGGGUUUCCUUAUGAUAUAGCGCUGUUAAAACUUGAUCUACCGGUUCCGUUCAACCGAUAUAUACAGCCAGUAUGUCUUCCCCUAGAAGGCGAGGAGUUCACAACUCAAGAUGAAUGCUUCCUAACUGGUUGGGGGGAUACAAGAGGUACAGGGGAUGAGAAUGUUCUGAAUGAAGUUCAGAUAGAACCCGUAGCCAAUGCUGACUGUGCAGCCAUGUGGGCAAGAUACCCUAACCCCGGUCCAUGGAUAUAUGACUUCCAUAUUUGUGCAGGAGAUGGCAUUAGGGGUUCGUGUUCCGGAGACUCCGGUGGACCAAUGGUUUGUAGGCGUGGGUCUCAGUGGAUAUUAGCCGGUGUAUCUUCAUGGGCCAUGCGAGGAUGUGACACCCCUGGCUUUCCAAGUGUGUACUCUAGGAUCACCAGCUUCCUUGCUUGGAUCAAUGAGAACACAAACGUUUAAAGCUAGCGAGGCGGUCGUCUUUUUAGGCACAAAU
This is a messenger RNA of Owenia fusiformis, 1114 nucleotides long. NCBI's taxonomy places the organism in Eukaryota, Metazoa, Annelida, Polychaeta, Sabellida, Oweniidae. The record is from the annotation of a GenBank genome assembly.